Verruconis gallopava is the source of this 2142-nucleotide messenger RNA. RefSeq lists its product as uncharacterized. The record is from RefSeq and is a predicted model, not a curated record. The coding region runs from base 112 to 1851 and encodes 579 amino acids. The transcript has a single exon. Lineage: Eukaryota; Fungi; Ascomycota; Dothideomycetes; Venturiales; Sympoventuriaceae.
CACCACCAUUUCGGUCGCGCACAUAACUACCACAUCGCGCAAAAAGAGGCCUGAAAAUAACUGCACAGCCUGAAGCAUUGCUAGGCCAGUCCCUCUUUGCUUUUGCGCGCCAUGCCGCGUCCUCGUCGGACCAAAGUCGCGUCCGAAGGUGCACGCGUCGUGACCUUGUCCGAGGGCGCACCCACCACGUCAACAUCUAAGCCGAGAAGAGCAGAUUCAAUGGCUGCGCCGAAGAACACCAGGGCGCGUGCACAAAGGCUCAAGCCUAGCAGUCAAAUCGAAGAGAUUGAGAGUUCAGGGCAGACCGUGCAAAAAAAGCAAACGAAAAAAGCGCGGCGUCCACCAGCGAACAGAAAGAAGGACCUCUUAGUGGACAGGUAUGUCGAGGAUGACGUGGAAGAUGAAGGUCAGACGAGUGCGCUAGAUGCACUCAAAGCACGAAUGGAUGCUGGUCAAGCUGGCCAGGCCGAAGCCCUUGAUACCAUAGUCAUCGCGACUCCACAUUCGCCAGAAGCUCGCGCAGAGAAGCGACAGAGUAGUUCACGAGAAAGAAAUACACGGUCGCAGUCACAUGUUGCAUCAACCCCUCAAGAACGACACGCUGCAGUCAACAGAGGACGGACACCAUCGGUUCAGCUAAACACCGACGAUGAUCUCUACGGUCUCAGCCCAGCGGGCAAAGCCUCUCAGGCAAGGAUUAGACCUCGCAGAAGUAGCGUGCCGCGUCCUCCUGUGUCUGCGUUAAGGGUGCAAGGAACGCCUGGAAUAGAGACGUCCAUGCUGAUGUUGCAGAAUUUCAAGCGAAGGGCCCGACAGCCGAGCUUGAUCCGUAUGGUUCAGCAGAGCAGUGAGCUGGGACAAGAGGACGAAGAGGCGUACCUUGGUGCAGAACUCGAUAUGGAUGACACACUGCGCGACUUUGAUAAGUUCCUGCCAGAAGACGAGUCCACGCCACUCAAUUUUGGGAAGAAGAAGCCCCUCAUCGGCUCUGUUGGCCAGCCCAGUGAUACUCACAGACAUGAGCCGCGCACAACAAGUUCGAAGAAGAGAAAACGAGACCAAACCGAGGAAGAAAUUCAAAUUCCUGGCUCAAGCUCCUAUGGCUCGUCACCGCCGCGGAUCGAGGGCACAACAUGGGCGCGAUCUCCCAGGUCCCCAAGCGUGCCUGAAGGCCGUAUCAUUGCGUCGAUCGAGGAACAAGAUCCGAUCAAUGCCGACCCGCUUUCCCAAAGUGACAUCAUGACUGCACCCAAGUCCAGCAGCGAGCCUGCAACACCAAAAAGACAGAACAUCUCAAGAGAUGGACGGAAGAGCAAUCACGCAAAGGGAGCAAAUUCACAAGCGAAGAAGUUGUCGACGAUCUCAACAGCACAGCUGCAGUCCCUCUUGCCAAAACCGCGGGGUAGGUCAGUAGCAAGGCAAUCAAGGUUAAGAAACCGAUACGACGUACAGAGCGAUUCAGAGCUGGACACUUCAUCUGAGGGACAUGAAGAUGAUGACGAGCUGUCACGCCCAGCGGGACGCCGACGACCUACAGCCAAAAAGAUGGCCCUGACGAAGAAAGACGGGAACAAAGACGUGGGCAAGAAGACGGCCGCCAACUCGAAGCAGAAGCGAACAUACGGCCGACAAAGGACCGCGGAAAAAGAAAAUGACGAGGGUGCUAAUACACCUUCGGAUGAGGAUGAGGACACAAUCGAGAUCAUUGGCGACGAGAAGACGGCAAAGGCCAGAGCGGUCAAGAGCAAGAAACUUGAACGGAUUCGACAGAUGUUUGCCGCGGUCGACAACUGGGAAAUGGAGUAUGAGAACGUUGAUCUGGGAGGCGAUGACAGCUCACCAUGGAGGUGAUCCCCCCCAUUUGUCGUGCUGCGGUCAUGAGGGCUCUGUUUCGACAUCCCUUGCUUGCAAUACACACGGACUGUUUGGUUUGGAUCACUUCUCAGCUUGAGCUGACUUUGUAGACCUCGAAGUUUCGAUGAAAUUAACGGGAGCACGCCGAUGCAUUGUGUAGUGCUAAGCGUAUGUUUGUAUGCGAAGUCGCAAACGAUUUGAUAUUACGAGAACCCGCUGAAAGUUAACCUCCACAUUUGCACAACAAACAUUCUGUACCCAAAUCUACUUCUCUCUGGUGAAAAUGAC